Messenger RNA from Clonostachys solani, 411 nucleotides. The record is from the annotation of a GenBank genome assembly. NCBI's taxonomy places the organism in Eukaryota, Fungi, Ascomycota, Sordariomycetes, Hypocreales, Bionectriaceae.
AUGACAGAUAUCAGCCAACAGGCGGAUGGAUGGCUUGUUGGUCGUGCUGAAGUCCUUGAGGACUGGAACUGCCCCACGCAGAACUCCACCCAGAUCAGCCAACCUCACCUCAUCAUCAUCACCACCAUCAACAUCGUCAUCAUCGUGGCAGCAGCAAUCAACUACAUCGACACGAUACGGCUAUCAUCUACAGAUUUAUUGCCCGGCCUUGUCAAGGAUGUCGAGAAAGUCGCCAUCAAUCUCACCCUCAAGCGUCUCCCAUCUCCAGUAUCACCACUCGUGUUCAUGAAUGGCCCUGCCCGGAUCUAUGCCCAUGAGAUGGGUUCUCUGGAGGGAUCUUUGACCACAAGUGGCACGCGAGCGAUGAGCGUUAAUGGACCGCUGGGUUUAGGUAUCCGCGUUGGAGGAUAG